AUGGGGGAAAAUCAAUUGUCCACAAACGAGGCUGCAUCUGCAAGGCAGAAGAAAGUGGACGAGUGGUUGCCAAUAACGUCUUCCAGAAACGCUAAAUGGUGGUAUUCCGCGUUUCACAAUGUCACAGCCAUGGUCGGUGCUGGUGUACUCAGCUUGCCCUAUGCCAUGUCCAACCUAGGAUGGGGACCUGGAGUGACAGUCAUGAUUAUAUCAUGGGUGAUAACGUUUUACACCAUAUGGCAAAUGGUGGAGAUGCACGAGAUGGUUCCAGGGAAGAGGUUCGACAGAUACCACGAGCUGGGACAGCACGCAUUUGGAGAGAAGCUUGGACUAUGGAUUGUGGUGCCACAACAGCUAAUUGUUGAAGUAGGUGUGAACAUUGUGUACAUGGUGACGGGAGGAAAGUCAUUGAAAAAAAUCCAUGACCUUCUUUGCACCGAUUGCAAAGAGAUAAGAACUAGCUUUUGGAUUAUGAUCUUUGCUUCCGUACACUUUGUUCUCUCUCACCUUCCUAAUUUUAACUCCAUAUCUGGUGUCUCUCUCGCUGCAGCCGUUAUGUCCUUAAGCUACUCAACAAUUGCUUGGGGAGCCUCCGUGAAGAAAGGGGUACAACCAGAUGUAGACUACACGUUUAGAGCCACGACGAGUUCAGGAAAAGUGUUCAACUUCAUGAACGCACUAGGAGAUGUGGCAUUUGCAUAUGCUGGUCAUAAUGUGGUGUUGGAGAUUCAAGCUACUAUUCCUUCAACUCCCGAGAAACCAUCUAAGAUCCCAAUGUGGAGAGGAGUGGUUGUUGCCUACAUCGUGGUUGCCAUCUGCUAUUUUCCUGUUGCAUUUGUUUGCUACUAUAUUUUUGGAAAUAAUGUGGAUGACAAUAUUCUUAUGUCACUGGAGAAACCAACUUGGCUUAUCGUCAUGGCUAACUCAUUCGUGGUUAUUCAUGUUAUUGGAAGCUAUCAGAUAUUCGCAAUGCCGGUUUUUGAUAUGCUUGAAACCUUUUUGGUAAAACAAAUGAUGUUUGAUCCUUCCUUCAAACUCCGUUUCAUCACUCGAACUUCAUAUGUUGCUUUAACCAUGUUCAUUGGCAUAUGCAUUCCAUUUUUUGGUGGAUUACUCGGCUUUUUUGGAGGAUUUGCCUUUGCCCCAACAACUUACUACCUGCCAUGCAUAAUGUGGUUGAUUCUCAAGAAACCAAAGAAGUAUGGAUUGUCUUGGUCUCUUAACUGGUUCUGCAUAGUGGUCGGCGUACUAUUAACGAUCGUAGCUCCCAUUGGUGGCCUCAGAACCAUUAUCAUGUCUGCCAGUGACUACAAGUUCUUCUCUUGA
This is a messenger RNA of Brassica oleracea var. oleracea, 1326 nucleotides long. RefSeq names its product lysine histidine transporter-like 2. The transcript has 6 exons. Lineage: Eukaryota; Viridiplantae; Streptophyta; Magnoliopsida; Brassicales; Brassicaceae. The coding region runs from base 1 to 1326 and encodes 441 amino acids. Gene Ontology annotation, cellular component: plasma membrane. The record is from RefSeq and is a predicted model, not a curated record.